UUUUUAAAUCAUGUAAAAGAAGAAAAUCUACUGUAAUUCCUUACUUUCUUAAUAUAUUUUUACUGUAUGCUGUCUUCUGAUUGGCUAAUAACUGAAAUUGCUCAAAUGCUUCUGAUUGUCUCGUCCCCAAAUUAGUCUCGCCGGUAAUAUCAAUUAUGGUCGUAAGAAGCCUAGAUCAUAGUCUUAGGUUUUCAGAAGCAAUAAAUAUCAAGUUUACCACCAUUUGUAACGUUUCCUCUAAAACAGAAAUGAGGAGAAUCUUGAUAUUAUGUCAGAAACCUAAUAAUUGUUUGACUGAGCACCCUAUCGCUUCAUUUAUGUGGUCUAUUUGAAGACUUACCAAUCGUUCUGUUUGGCCAUUGGAUUAUUGCUUCUGAAACCCUGGGACUAUGAUCUAGGCUUCUUACGACCACAAUUGAUAUUACCUGAUAUGAACUCAUCUAGUAAUGUGUGGUAUCACUCUGUGAAAGAAAAAAAUUGUAAAGUGGCAAUGUUUUAUUAUUCUUGCAGGAAAAGCUUUAUGAUUGUUUUGAAUAUUGUCUUUGUUACAUCAAUGAAAUUAUCAUCAAACGGAAUUAUUCUUUCUAUAAGUGUUCAGAUAUCUUGCUUUCUGUUAAUCCAUUGAUUUUCACAGUCUUAUGUAAUUACAGCAUAUACUAUGUAUGAUUUUGUGGAUUUUGGAGUAAGAUUCGGUUGCCUACACUAUUUUCAGCUCAUAAAGAGGUUUAACCAGGCGUAGUAACAGAAGUAACGAUUUAAUUACUUCCUUGUUUGAAGUUCCUUUUGUAUAUCAACUUUUGUCCUUAUAGACAAGUCCUUAUAUCUGGUUUAUAUUACACCGGUAAAUAUGAAUGAGAUGAUCCAAAUUGUUUUUAAUUUUGAUAGGAGUUUUCGAUUUUUGAUUGCUGUUUCAGCGUAUUAUUCAAAAUGUGUCACUUGAGGUGUUCUUUCAUCUGUUUUUUUAUGCGACUAUUUAGAAUGCUUUAAAGCAUCUACAUCUUCAUCAUGUUAAGAAUAUAUAAUUGGUUGACAAGAUGCAGUUUAUCGCCAUAUCACUUCGCAUUGAGAUUUUACUCUAAAAAUCAGUGGCUUUUUAAUGAAUGUGACCUGUCUGAAAUGUAUGUACUUGGAAGUGGUCCAGGUGGUCAGUCAAUUAACACGACUGCCAAUUGUGUGGUCUUAAAACACAUUCCCACAGGUAUCAUGGUGAAGUGUCAGGAUAGUAGAGAGCUGGAGAGAAAUCGUGAAUUAGCGCGUCAAAGAUUAAAUGAUAAAUUAGAUGUACACUUUAAUGGGGAAAAUAGCCGAAUUCAACAACUUCGUCAUCGAGAAAAGUCGAAAGAACAUCAACUUUAUCUACGGUCUAAAAGACGUCUUGCUGCAAAACAAGCGUUUAAAAGUACUGUAGGUUUGAAAAAAAACAGUUUGUUGAUUCAGAAUGAUGUGAAUAUCGGUUUAAAAGAUGACACCUAGUUAUGUGAAUGACUAGGUAGAAUUAUCACUUAUCCUAAUAAUAUCUCGCUGUUGAUGUCCUUUUGCAAUAUGAACUGAUGCAUAUAUUUGUCAGGUUUUAUGUUGCUUAUGACUGAAUGUAGAUUUUCACCUGUUAUAUUUAUGUGGUUACCUUACCUUUUGUACAGUGUUGUAAAAGUUAGAACACACUAAAGACUUUUGCUUUCUAUUGUUGUCAUUAAUCAAUAUCGUUUGUCUGGAAAAACCCUACUUCAAUUUGUAUCACGUAAUUAAAUGAUCUCAG
Messenger RNA from Schistosoma bovis, 1756 nucleotides. NCBI's taxonomy places the organism in Eukaryota, Metazoa, Platyhelminthes, Trematoda, Strigeidida, Schistosomatidae. The record is from the annotation of a GenBank genome assembly.